GAGAAAGAUUUCAGCACCGGAGCUGUCCACGGCACUUGAAGAAGUCUCAAUUCCUGCCAAGGGGGAGAAACUGCUUCCGACUGUAAAUUCUCUCUUGUGGACUGUGUGGCGGAAAGAAUAAUAAACUGCUGUGCCAUUCAUCUCUCUGCGGGGCUACUGACUGGCCAGGAAAGGCGCACAUACUUCAUUCGAGCAAAGUCUUGCCAUGCUGGACGGCCGGGCUUGAGACAGAGAGGAUAAAGUGAGAGAACCAUCCCUUUACUCUUUACGCCAUGGGAGUGCUUAUGUCAAAGAAGCAGCAGGUGGAGAAGGUGCAGAAAUGCAAUGCCGUCGUCUCCGCUUUCCAAGCAGGCCUUAAGGAUCGUGCCAUAGCCAAACAGGCAGAAGAAGAAGCAGAGAAGUCCGAAGCCAAACCUUCAGGCAGUCCUGACGAGAAGAACACAGAGGAGGCGGAAAAAGAAGAAACAGACAAUAACGCAGGACCAUCAACAUCCCAGCAGGCCUCAGCGCCAGCAAGAGAUGAGUGUAAGGUCAACCAGGAGGCUUGGUCAAGGUUACGAGAUGGGAAAGGAGUGGAGCCUGAAGAUCUUGACAAGACCCAUCAGCUCACACCGCCUGCUUAUGUGAGGCCCAAAAGAGAAGCAGACGAUGACCAGCCUGUAGACAUCGAGCUGGAAAAGAAAGAACAGCCCCCGAGUGACGAGAUGUGUGACGUGUGUGAGGUGUGGACGGCCGAUGACCUGUAUCCUUGCAGGAUCUGUACUCGGGUGUUCCACGACGGCUGCCUGAGGGAGCUGGGCUAUCUGCGUGCCGAGGCCCUGCAAGAGAUGAGAGAUACAGCCCACACUGUUACUGGAUGGAGCUGCUACUAUUGUGAUAAUCUGAAUCUACUUCUAACAGAGGAGGAGAUGUACAGCCUUAUGGAAACCUUUAAACAGUGCAAGAUCAUCCCAGAGUCAUGCCUGGUGUCAGAUGAGCUGCUGCAGUACCGCCAUUUUGCAUCCAAGCAGCAAUUCGAUAAGGACCUGACUGAUGAGCAGGAAGAGGAAGUCUUGGCCCAGUUUGCAGCACUGGAUCCUGAUAAGAAGGGUCACAUCGAGUGGCCGGACUUCCUCUACUUCGAGUCUCUUGCAGUGUUGAGGAAGCUCCGCACAGAGAACUCACUGGUGCGUCUGUUGACUGCCAAGGAGAGAGACACAGCACGGUCAGUGUUCAAGGGUCUGGAAAAAGAUGGAGUGAUCACAAGGGCCGAAUGCCGCCAGGCCCAGCAGUCCUGGUUCCACAAGCUCAACAAAGACUCACAGUCUUGCAAUGUGAGUAUAAGUCAUGUUGGCCCCAUAUGUGAGAGCAGUCCAGCCAGCUCUGGCAGUGAACAAAGCAAGACCGAUGAAAGCAGGCCAGUGACCUGGGCAGACUUUUUAAGGGAGAGCGCCAUCUAUAUUCUGGCUGCACGGCCCAAUAGUUCUGCCAUGCACGUCCGUCUGCCUCUAUAGUCCAGGAGCCGCCACUGCACCCUGCAGAGAGAAGGAGAGACGUAGAGGGUGAACCCUAUAGUCUACAGAUGAGCAGAGGAAGUUAGACGCACGAUGACGUAGGGACAGCCACUGAGUGAACUGGAUAAAGCACUAAGAGACAGCAGAUCAAGCCAUCAACAGAAUCUCUCCACCUCUGUUACCUUUAACUCACAACACUGACAACACACACGCUCUGACUGAUACACACAACAAAAGUGACAGCAGCUGUCACAGGACCAAAUUCCACAAUCUGACGGCUUCCAAAAAAUAUGUGAGAGAUAGGACAAAGAAGACAACCACCUACUCAUAAAUAGUCAGUCAGAUUUGAAAGUUCUGAGAGAAAAAAAUCAUGUACACUAUCAGACAAGCUCACACCCUGUAUUUAUGACAAGUACUGCACUCUGUGCCCCUCUAACUUAAUAACACGCCUCUCCAUGUGGGUACCUUAGCGUGAUACAUUAUUAUUAUUAUUUCAAGUAUUCAUUUCUUUGGCCUCAUCCUGUCCUCAAAAUAGUUACAUGCUUCUGUAAUAGGACUGUGUUAUUUGCCAUUGCUAAUGUUAUUCACACUACACAGAGGCACAUGUAAAGUCAUUGUUUGUACUGUUAGAUGAUUGGUUAGGCUUCUGGAAGGAGAUGAACCCUGCAGCUGCCAUUAUCAGAACAUAUACCAAACAGAAAUGGUAAGCUAUCUGCAUACAUAUUAUAUGAGAACUGCUACUCAUAUCAGUAUAAAUUAUUAUUACGCAUUAAAAGCAGUAUUUAUUCUUGUAUCCUCUGAUAUAUCCUCUUUUUUCCCCAUUCUCAUUCAAGAAUCUAUGUUCCUCUCAAGUACUAACUGUGAAAACGGAUGUGAAGUGAAUGUUAAUGAAAGCUAACUCAUUCAUUGAUGUGUAUAUACUGCCAUAUAGUACAUUUUGUCCCUGUUGUACUCAGAGCUGCUCAUAGACAAGGUGGAAACAUCCUCCGUCUUGUUCUGGUGUCAUUAUUUGCACUCAGGGAAUGAGCUGUAGAUGGACUACUGUAUGACAUAAUCACUGUAAUGAUAUAUGGAAGGGAAAUGGUGCAAACAUUGUUCCUUGUCAAUGUGCUGAACCACUUUAACAGAUAUGGUUGGAAGUCUAUCAUGUUACAGUUAAUAUAAUUUAAAUGCACAUAAAACUCCUCAUAGAAUCACUGGAAACAUGCUGUAACAGUAGAACUUCAUGUAGUGUUGAUGCUAUGUAUUAAAGGUUCUGCCAGAUGUGAACAAAGAAUGAAUAGUAAUGGU
Molecule: messenger RNA, 2783 nt
Organism: Cheilinus undulatus (humphead wrasse)
Lineage: Eukaryota; Metazoa; Chordata; Actinopteri; Labriformes; Labridae
Gene: phf24
Product: PHD finger protein 24
Exons: 8
Coding region: 273-1493 (406 amino acids)
Source: RefSeq, a predicted model, not a curated record